This is a messenger RNA of Passer domesticus (house sparrow), 9036 nucleotides long. It is a transcript of the gene KNL1, whose product is annotated as kinetochore scaffold 1. Lineage: Eukaryota; Metazoa; Chordata; Aves; Passeriformes; Passeridae. The record is from RefSeq and is a predicted model, not a curated record. Bases 199 to 7974 code for a protein of 2591 amino acids. The transcript is spliced from 26 exons. Gene Ontology annotation, cellular component: nucleus. Gene Ontology annotation, biological process: attachment of spindle microtubules to kinetochore; protein localization to kinetochore; cell division.
AGCGGGAGGUAAGAGCGGCCGAGGGGCCCCCGCGGAGAAGCGGCGGGGCGGGCGCUGCGGGAAGGAGCGCGGGAGAAGGCGCGCGGAGAAGGUCGGCGCUGCGCCGGGAGCGGCUGGAUGGAAUCAGGGCUGAGCGUGAGGGGAACCCCCCGGUAAGGGCGGUGCGGAUCGAUCCCAGCAAAAGCCUAUCCUUCAGCAAUGGACAAGAUUUACACAGACCCUAACGUGGAAAUGGAUAACACAGAGCACAUCAGGAGGAAGCGACUGUCCUCCAUUUUAAAGGCUCCACGAAAUCCUCUGGAUGAUCUGGGAAAUGGGAAUGAAAUGACAGAGGACAUCCACACGGAGAGACGCAGGAGGAGCUCGCGCAGGGUCAGCUUCGCCAGCACCAUCAACUGCAGAGUCUUCCAGCGAGAUCUUAAGAACAGCACAUCAGAGACAGAAAAUACAGAGUGUUCAGCAAAUGAGAAGGAUGAUACAUUGACUAAUCAGAAUGAAGACCCUGAGGCUGUUCCAUGUGAGAUCACUGGGAUGAACACUUUGCUUCAUGCUCCCAUCCAGGCCUUGGGGCAGCAGACUGAGUGGCAUGAUGUGGACCACGCUGCUCCAAGGACAGACAGGCAGGACACCACCCUCCUCUUCUCGGAGGAGAAUGAGAUGGAGAUGACAGCCAGUCACACAGCCAUGAUCUCACGCAACCUCAGCACCCACCAGCCCGACAGAACCAAGAAAAUAGACUUCACCUCCUUCCUGGCUAAGUUAAACUCCAGCCAGGGGAAGGCAGAAGCCAGCAAGGAGCUGAGUUUGCUCUCUGACUCCACAAACCAUCCGGGGCCGUCUUUGGAGCAGAAGGAAGAAGCCACUGCUGUGAAAAAAAUAGAUUUCAAUGAAUUUCUGCAGAGAGUGAAGUCAAACAAUCCUGCUGAGAGACCUGACAAGGACAGUGUUGAUUGUGUCCCUUCCCAAGGCUCAGGAGAUGUGACACAACUGUCUGGGGAAUUUGGCUGUUCCCAUGAGCCACCGGACACCUGCAAUGUGACAAGAGUGUUUAGAGGCAGAGAAGGUGGCAUGGAGAUGACAAAAUGUGAAGCAGCUGAUGUUAAAAUUCCAUUUCCUGGAGUCAGUGAGGUUCCAGCAGAGCAGUGGGAGUGUGGGGAUGUUACUGAAGCAUUUGCAGACCAGGGCAUGGAUGUGACAACCAGUCACACUGCAAAAGUGUCCUUUGCCCUCUCUGCUGCUGUUGGGAACCAAAGUCUCAGCUUCCAAAAGGAUUUUCCACCUGAAGAGUCAGAUAAUUCUGUGUUCAGGAGAGCAUCUAAUCACAGCUUAAAUGUUCAGCAGGACACCUGCAAUGUGACAAGAGUGUUUAGAGGCAGAGAAGGUGGCAUGGAGAUGACAAAAUGUGAAGCAGCUGAUGUUAAAAUUCCAUUCCCUGGAGUCAGUGAGGUUCCAGCAGAGCAGUGGGAGUGUGGAGAUGUUACCAAGGCAUUUGCAGAUGAAGGCAUGGAUGUGACAACCAGUCACACUGCAAAAGUGUCCUUUGCCCUCUCCACUGCUGGGAGCCAAAGUCUCAAUUUCCAAAAGGAUUUCCCACCCAAAGAGUCAGAUAAUUCUGUGUUCAGGAGAGCAUCUAAUCACAGCUUAAAUGUUCAGCAGGACACCUGCAAUAUGACAAGAGUGUUUAGAGGCAGAGAAGGUGGCAUGGAAAUGACAAAAUGUGAGGCAGCUGAUGUUAAAAUUCCAUUCCCUGGAGUCAUUGAGGUUCCAGCAGAGCAGUGGGAGUGUGGGGAUGUUACUGAAGCAUUUGCAGACCAGGGCAUGGAUGUGACAACCAGUCACACUGCAAAAGUGUCCUUUGCCCUCUCCGCUGUUGAGAACCAAAGUCUGAACUUCCAAAAGAAUUUCCCACCUGAAGAGUCAGAUAAUUCUGUCUUCAGGAGAGCAUCUAAACACAGCUUAAAUGUUCAGCAGGACACCUGCAAUGUGACAAGAGUGUUCCGAGGACAGGAAGGUGGGAUGGAAAUGACAAAAUGUGAAGCAGCUGAGGUGAAAAUUCCAUUUCCUGGAGUCAGUGAGGUUCCAGCAGAGCAGUGGGAGUGUGGGGAUGUUACCAAGGCAUUUGCAGAUGAAGGCAUGGAUGUGACAACCAGUCACACUGCAAAAGUGUCCUUUGCCCUCUCUGCUGUUGGGAACCAAAGUCUCAGCUUCCAAAAGGAUUUUCCACCUAAAGAGUCAGAUAAUUCUGUGUUCAGGAGAGCAUCUAAACACAGCUUAAAUGUUCAGCAGGACACCUGCAAUGUGACAAGAGUGUUCCGAGGACAGGAAGGUGGGAUGGAAAUGACAAAAUGUGAAGCAGCUGAUGUGAAAAUUCCAUUCCCUGGAGUCAGUGAGGUUCCAGCAGAGCAGUGGGAGUGUGGGGAUGUUACCAAGGCAUUUGCAGAUGAAGGCAUGGAUGUGACAACCAGUCACACUGCAAAAGUGUCCUUUGCCCUCUCUGCUGUUGGGAACCAAAGUCUCAAUUUCCAAAAGGAUUUCCCACCCAAAGAGUCAGAUAAUUCUGUGUUCAGGAGAGCAUCCAAUCACAGCUUAAAUGUUCAGCAGGACACCUGCAAUGUGACAAGAGUGUUUAGAGGACAGGAAGGUGGCAUGGAAAUGACAAAAUGUGAAGCAGCUGGUGUGAAAAUUCCAUUCCCUGGAGUCAGUGAGGUUCCAGCAGAGCAGUGGGAGUGUGGGGAUGUUACCAAGGCGUUUGCAGAUGAAGGCAUGGAUGUGACAACCAGUCACACUGCAAAAGUGUCCUUUGCCCUCUCCACUGUUGAGAACCAAAGUCUGAACUUCCAAAAGAAUUUCCCACCUGAAGAGUCAGAUAAUUCUGUGUUCAGGAGAGCAUCCAAUCACAGCUUAAAUGUUCAGCAGGACCCUCAGCUUUGUGCAGACAGGAGAAGAGCAGGUGCUGAAGGCAGAGGAGCCCCCCCUGUGCGGCGAGCUGGGAAGCAGAAGGCCGGGGCAUUGUCUGCCAUCUCAGUUUCGUCUGAGACCAUCUUCAGAGGGGACAAAUCCGUUGUGUUUUCCAAGUGUGAUGACAUGGAAAUGACUGGGAAUUACACAGACAUCAUCUAUGAGGCCAGCAGCACAGAACAGAGCAGUUCAUGCCAUAAGACCUGUGAAAAGCCAGUGAGUACCAACCCUCUGCUGGCAGGGAGCAGGUCCCUGGCAUGUGGUGACAUCCCCAAGGGUCUGGCACCUGGAGGUAAUCCUGCUGCUGGAACCUAUAAAAACAGUGCACUUGAACUGCCUUCAGCCCCAGGUGGACACAUGGAAAAUGUGUCUCAAGCUUGUGGUCCUGCUGCAGCCAGCUCUGGAUUUGGCUCACAUUUUGUGGCUAGUGGUGUUCUGAAGAGCAGGUUUGAUCCCUCUGCAAAACCCCAGCUUGUUUUUGCAGGUGAGAAGACUGUAAUAUUCACAGGAGAAGACAUGGACUUGGCCAAAAGCUGUGUUAAGGAUGGUGGAGAGAAUGUUGACCAUGAAAAUCCCACUGCACUGUUCACCUCUGCCACGUGCAAACCUCAUUUCCUGGGUAACAGAUCCACACCUCCCAAUGUAACUGAGCAGGAAGAAAUGGAAAUAACAAGAUGCCACACUGUUUUCUUUGAUGGUCAAAGCAGUGGGAUAACAGCAGAGUCAAAACAAAUGCCCUGUAAAAUCAUUCCAAGAAAGAACCAGAACAAAAAUGUCACUGAGGGUGACAUAUCUGCAUAUUCUGUAGAGAUGGACAAGGAAAAUGUUGAAGUGAAGAGUAUUGAUAGGAACAUUAAAAAGAGCCAGGCUAUGGAGAGGAAUGCUCAAGAUCUUCAGAUGAUAAUGGUUGACAAGAAGCUUGGAAAAACCAACUUCCAGGCAAGUGCUCUGAGUUCCUGUGCCAAGAGCAUGUGUCUGUUGCAAGAGCAAAACAGAGGAGUCCCUGAGAGUGUUGUCACUAACCCCAGUGCAUCCCUGUCCUUGCAAAGCCAAAAAGUUGUAUCACAGCCUCUGGAAGAAAACUCUCCAAGCCUCUCAGGUUUCUGCACAAAUGACACAACAGGGAUGUUUUUAGGUGAUCAAAGCAUGGACAUAACCAAAGCUCAUCCUGCUGCCUUUGAGAUUGCUCCUAUUAACACAGAACAAGAAUCCAGUAAUUCUAAUCAAAACCCUGCAUUAUCCAAGCAGCUGCAAAACCAGCCCUUCCCAUUUUCCAGUCGUCAUGGUGUGGAGAUCGUGAGUCAAACUGCAGCAAUGGAAUGUGGGGACUUGAAAAUGAGCACCAGUAAGCAAAUUGUUACUGCUUUGGCUCCAAGUGGUUCAUUUACUUUCAGUAACAAUCCUGCUCCCUCUGGAAUGAGAGGAAAUGAACAAUCUGGGACAGUAAUAGGAAGAAAUGCAGAUGGCCAAAACUCAGAGAGGCAAGAGAAACUCCAGCCUGUGAGGGCCGUAAGCAAAGAAUUUCCAACCCAAGGAGAUUCUGACAGACAUUUUUCCAUGGGUAAAACAGGUUCUUCAAGAGAGGAUUUAAAAACUCCUCCCUCAGCUCGUGGGCUGCUCCAGAGGGGUGCAGAAGAACCAGUGUGGGCCAGGACAUCUGAGGCACCCAAGGAAAGUUCCCAGUUGUCUUUCUUUGGAGAAAAGUCUGUUGUGUUUCCCCACGGUGAAAACAUGGACACGAUUGGCAGGUGUCUGGUGAUGGUUCCAGAUUACAGCAUCAGCGUUGUUUUGUCACAAAACAAAGCAGCACCUGGAUGCUUUGGUCAAGGUGGAAAUGAAACAAUGUCCUUGGAAAAAGGGGCCACGACGACAGCGCCGGCAGAGCGGGGCGGGCAGGAGGCUGCCUGUGGCAGAACCAUCACUUUUGCUCCUGCUGAGGAUAUGGAGAUCACCACAACUCACACAGCAUGGCACAGACAGCCCGCCCCAGCCAUCCCUGCUGACAAAACCAUCGUGUUUGCCCACGACCAGGAGGACAUGGACAUCACUGCAUCCCACACCGUUGCUGUCAGUAGGAACGUCUGUGGGUUUGAGGCCCAGCAGGUGCCCCACACAAACACCCAGCAGCCGCCACAGCACACGCACAGUGGGUUGGUGCCCUGCAGAGGUGAAAUGGAUUCCUCACAAAAUGCCACAGAACCUGAGGAUAAGCCCAGCAUUCCCUUUUCUGCCUCAUCAGAUUCAGCAUUUCCUAGUGAGAAAGGAGCUACCCAGGUCCCCAGUGGCACAACACCACAUUCCAUUUAUUCUGUCUCCCUUCAAGAAAGUACUGUGGAUGCAGGGGCACCACGGGAUCAUGGCCUUCCCACAGAUAAUUCUGAGCAGGAUCUCACACCACCAGAAAAACUGCAAUCAAAGGGAGUAACUUCUGAGUUCCCAAGUAAGGGCCCUGUGGAUCACAGGGAAGAAAGUGGCAGUUUGGGAUCUUGUGUUGCCUUUCCCGUGCAGGGAUCAGAUCCUUGGAAGGGUCAUCCAGAUGCCCCAGGUACUCAGAGAAACCAGCUAGUGGAAGAGGAUUCAUCUCAGCCUGGAGAUUCAGAUUUGGCCUUGGCUGGAGCAAACCUCAUUCCAGCUGCUGACAAGGAAUCCAAGAAAAAUGAGGAGCUGUCAGCUGAAGGGGAGGCGCCUCCAAAAGAUUUCCAAAUAAACUCUGAACAAAGCAGGCAGCCUUUGGUCAGUGACAGUUCAGGGGAUCAGAUGCAAACCACUCUUCCACCAGCAGCUUCAGGUAUUAUAGGUGUUUGUUCAAAACUGAUGGGUCUGACAAGGAAAUCUGUUUCUGUUUCCAAAACUGCUUCUUCUGACCAGUUGCCCAGUUCCUCAGCUCAGCCAGAGGAUACCCUGAGCUUGGGAAAAAACACUGUCAGUGAGGCAAAUAACUCCUUUGAGCCCAAAAAGCAGGAGAACACAGGUCUGGAAUCUGGAGCUGAUCACACAGGAAUGGCACCAAAGGAUAAAUAUCCAGGAAUAAAUAUCCCUCUGGGUAUAUUCCAGCCUAAAUUACCAAACAAGAGGAAUCGUGUUUCCAGUGCACAGGACAUAAAUACAAAAUCAGACAAAGCAGAAGCUCCAAUUCCAGCAAACACCAGUGAAACCCCAGGUAACAAGUCCAGCAGGCAGAACUUCAGUCCUUUUCAGUUCAUAGCAGAAGAAUUUCUCCCUGUGUGCCUGGAGGAAAUGGAUUCCAAUGAAUCUGUCAGCUCCGAACUCAUGGAAAACAUUUGGGAUGAUAAAAAUAAAAAACAAAUGCCCCACUCUGAAAAGGAUCCAUUUGAAGAGACAAAAACUUGCAGCAGGAAAAGAGCUUUAGGACAAACUGAGGAGGAUCCUCAAAGCCCGAAGGUGGCCAAGAGGGAUCAGCAUGGGGAUGCUGGGGCCUCUCAGGACUUGGAGGUGACUUUUGAUGUUGUGCCUCAGGACCAGGCAGAAGUUGGUGAAGCUGGAGAACCUCCAAAUCUCUCAGCUAAAAGCCCUGGGUGUCCUCAGGCCAGCACCAGCAGCUCCCUGGAUUCUGUGAAGGCUGACAUAGAGUCAACAAUCCAACGCAGCAGCCAGGUGGAAUCCCAGCUUCUCACGGACAGCAUUUGUGAAGAAAAUUUAUGGGAGAAAUUUCAGAGCGGUGCUAUCACAGUUGGGGAGUUUUUUACUCUUCUUCAAGUCCAUGUUGUGAUUCAGAAGCCCCGGCACAGCCAGCUUCCAGCCAGUUGUGCAGUCAGUGCACCUCCCACUGCAGAAGAUCUCAUCUACAGCCAGUACAUUCACAGGCCCAAGCUGAGGAUUUACGAGGAGGAUUGCCAGGACCUGUCUCGGAAAAUAGAGGAGUUAAAACCACAUGUGACUGUCCUGGAUCAGCCCCUGGUGAACGUGACCAGGAGUUUGUGGGAAGUAAUGAGAACCUGCACUGAUGAAGAGCUGAGUAAGUUUGGAGCAGAACUGAACAAGAUGAAAUCCUGUUUCUCCAAGGAGGCUAAAAUCUUGUCUCACAAUGAGAAGGAGACAUUGUACAGGAAACUGCUGCAGAGUGCUGAGGAGCAAUACAGAAAGCUGCAAUCCAGAAUGGAAAAGGUGGAUGAAUGGAUGAAGGAGGUAGAGAGCUCCGUGGCUGCUCUGGAAUCAGAUUCUUUUUGGGAUGAAAAGGAAGCUGGCUGCAGUGCUGGAACAGCAGGAGGGCAGAACUUGCAGGAAGAAUUGCAAAGGAUCACAGCCCAAGAAGAGGAACUUCUGAGAGAGCUGUCAGAGAUGGAUGCUGAGGAUGAGCAUGAUCUGGCUGAGAUGGAGAAGCUCAAGAUCACUGAAAGGGACUGCCUGGAAAUCCUAAAGAAAUAUGAUUUCACUGAGUGGGAGUUGAUGGAAUGGAAUGACCAGCAAGCUGUCUUUCAUUUUCUUUAUGAUUCUGUGACACUCACAGUUGUGUUUGGACCCCCAAUAGAUGAUGAGUUUUUCGCUGCACGUCCUUCCAGAAGCAUUGUUAGCCUGGACUUUGAAUCUUUCCUGGAUGAGGAACAAGCUCCACCCUCCUCCUGUUUAGUCCACAAACUCAUCUUCCAGUUCAUUGAAAGUCGGGGAUGCUGGCAGAAAAAGUGUCCCAAACUGUGCUACUUGCCCCAGGCUCUCUUGGACAUCUCCUUGGUGGUGAAUCGCUGCAAAAUCUUGGGAGAUGAGUUGGAAUUUCUGCAGAGGUGGGGUGCAAAAUUCCAGCUCCUGGAGACAGACAUCAAAGACACAGAGGUGAAGCUUCUGUUCUCCUCUUCGGUGGCUUUUGCAAAGUUUGAGUUGAGCCUGGCUCUCUCUCAUGAUUACCCAUCCACUGUUCUUCCCUUCAGGGUGCAGACCCACAUUGGGAAUAUCGGGGAGAAGGAAGUUGCUGCUGUUCUCUCCAGAGUUCCAGUUGGUCACCACUACCUGCAGAGAGCAGUCAGCUCGAUCCAUCAGAAUCUGCUCCAGGCUCCCAGAUAAUCCUGGAUCCACAGGCAGGACUGGAGCAGUCAAAAUGGGGUAGCCUGUGAGUUUGGUUUUAUGAGAAUUGCAGCUGUGUCUCCAUGAAAUGGGAAUGCUGUCACCCACUCAGCUCUAGUGUUCCUGCCUAUUUAGUUUCCUCAUGGCUUAGACCAAGUAGAAUGCUUGGUGUAGGCCACAAGUUUUACAAAGGCAGAGGUGUCUAAAGAGGAGAAGAAGGAAAUUCCUGGAUGCCUUGUAAGUUCAAGGUGCUUUUUCUCUUCUGCCAGUCACUGGUGGUCAUUCCUGGCAAAGCUGGCACAGAUAGUCAUGGUUGGGUAGUCAUUCCAAGCAUGGAUAUUCUUCUGCCAUAUCCCAUUAAUUUUGUCAUUUACAGAGCACUUGGAAAAAGCAAUGGUGAGUGUUUUCUAAAUUAUUACAACUGGAAUGUACUUUUGCAGUCAUUAUUUCACUACCAUGUACAAUUUAACAGAUCCCACCACAUCUGGUGUUUAUCCAUUGCCUGGCACCCCUCCCAGGCCAGACACUAUCCCUGCAUCUGCUGAAUUAACCAGUUAACCUCUAGCAAUUCACCCCCAUCACCAAAGCCAGAAAUAUUUUUGGAAUUAAGGCUAAAAAUCCCUGUGCUUGCCCACAGAGUUUGGGAUGCAACAGCCUCAUAUCCAUCACUGUGAUUCCCUGGCAGAAGUUAGUUCUGACAUUGCCUUAGUCCAGCACCAUCUCUGGGUGCUGGGGCACUGUCCCAGUUUGGAAUGCCAUGGAAUUCUAGUGAGGAGACUGAACUCCUUAAACUUGGGAGCAUCUGUGAGCUCCAGCUUGGUUUUGUGUAUAAUUUUGUGUAUUAUGUGGGUCUUGCUGUUGGAACUGAUCUCACCCUGUGUUACUGAGCCAAAGCACCAGCCCUGGCUCAGCUCUCAGUUCUGCAGCUGCAAAUCUGUGUACCCUGUAAAAUAUGUUGGAUUUAAAAAUGUUUUCCUGUAUUUUAGUGUUUAUAUAUUUUGUCUUUUUACAAAGUUUGUGUCUGUUUGAAAAGUGGAAGUUUAAUAAAGAUUGGGUUUAUCA